Molecule: messenger RNA, 3270 nt
Organism: Osmerus eperlanus (European smelt)
Lineage: Eukaryota; Metazoa; Chordata; Actinopteri; Osmeriformes; Osmeridae
Gene: dyrk2
Product: dual-specificity tyrosine-(Y)-phosphorylation regulated kinase 2
Exons: 3
Coding region: 418-2172 (584 amino acids)
Biological process (GO): peptidyl-serine phosphorylation; peptidyl-threonine phosphorylation
Cellular component (GO): nucleus; cytoskeleton; cytoplasm
Molecular function (GO): ATP binding; protein serine/threonine kinase activity; protein serine/threonine/tyrosine kinase activity
Source: RefSeq, a predicted model, not a curated record
GGCGCUGGCGGAUAAGAAAGAGCUGCACUCAGAUUAGCCUGUUGUAGCUGUCCCUUCCCGACAGUAUGAACGUUAAGAGCAUACAAGUUGUCUAAAAAAGAACUUCCGAAUACGGACAGUGUUGAAACGGUGGAAUUUAAGACAUGCCAACAGUGCGGGAUUCCUAAUCUUUCAUUUCUGCAAUUUGUUUUUGUUGUGUCGGUCCCCGUUUCUAAGUGAUGGUUAGCAACGUUUUGGGUUGUGUGUGUGUGUGUACGUGUGUGUGCGUAGUCCGCCCCGCUAGUGUCGGCAGUGUAGGGACAGAAUGUGAGUGUGCGUGUAGCAUCUGAUUGGAGUAGAAGAGUUGUCGAACAGAGACCGGAGAGGGAGGAGGGGAUCAUCUGGAGAGGGGUUUCUGUUUGUGACUCUCAAGCGGCCAUGUUAACCAAGAAACCCUGCGCUACAGUCUACCCGACUGGCAAAGGGGGAGAGGACUGCCAGCUACAAUCAUCCCCCGGAAUUGGUGGGGGUCUCCGGGGCGUAGCAGGGACUGAAGCCACAUCGCCCGUUACACUACCGCCGCUCAGGAACGCCAACUCCCUCACGGUGGGAGGCAAUAAGCACAUGAUGAACGAGCACCUUCACGUGGAGUCCCACCAGCAGAUCCACGUCCAGCAGCUGUACGAGGAGAACAGCAACAAGCGGGCCGUCCUCACCACACAGCCCAAUGGCCUCACCCCGGGGGGCCGUGCAGGGGGCGCGCUCCCCGGGCCUGACCGGCAGACAGACUCCACCCGGCAGGGCAGCUCCACCUCCCUGAAGUCGAUUGACGGCAAGCUCAAACCAUCGGCGCUGUCGCCGGAGCUGGCCAUGAAGCAGCACAUGACCAAGCUGACGGCGUUCGAGCACCACGAGAUCUUCAGCUACCCAGAGGUGUACUUCACCGGUCCCAACGCCAAGAAACGCCCCGGCGUGAUCGGCGGCUCCAACAACGGCGGCUACGACGACGACCAGGGCUCGUACGUCCACGUGCCUCACGACCACGUCUCCUACCGCUACGAGGUGCUGAAGGUGAUCGGCAAGGGGAGCUUCGGCCAGGUGGUGAAGGCGUACGACCACAAGACGCACACCCAUGUGGCGUUGAAGAUGGUGCGCAACGAGAAGCGUUUCCACCGGCAGGCCGCAGAGGAGAUCCGCAUCCUGGAGCACCUGAGGAAACAGGACAAGGACUCGUCCAUGAAUGUCAUCCAUAUGCUGGAGAACUUCACCUUCCGCAACCACAUCUGCAUGACUUUCGAGCUGCUCAGCAUGAACCUGUACGAGCUCAUCAAGAAGAACAAGUUCCAGGGCUUCUCCCUGCCGCUCGUACGCAAGUUCGCCCACUCCAUCCUGCAGUGCCUGGACUCGCUGCACAAGAACCGCAUCAUCCACUGCGACCUUAAGCCGGAGAACAUCCUUCUCAAGCAGCAGGGGCGCAGCGGGAUCAAGGUGAUCGACUUUGGCUCCAGCUGCUACGAGCACCAGCGCGUCUACACCUACAUCCAGUCCCGCUUCUACCGUGCUCCGGAGGUCAUCCUGGGGUCACGCUACGGCAUGCCCAUCGACAUGUGGAGCCUGGGGUGCAUCCUGGCAGAGCUGCUGACCGGCUAUCCCCUGCUGCCGGGGGAGGACGAGGGCGAUCAGCUGGCCUGCAUCAUCGAGCUUCUGGGAAUGCCGUCGCAGAAGCUUCUAGAUUCCUCCAAGAGAGCCAAGAACUUUGUGAGCUCCAAGGGCUACCCCCGGUACUGCACCGUGACCACGCUACCAGACGGCUGCACCGCGCUUAACGGGGGGCGCUCCCGCCGCGGCAAGCUGAGGGGCCCGCCGGCGAGCAAGGAGUGGGUGACGGCCCUCAAGGGCUGUGACGACCCCUUGUUCCUGGACUUCCUGAAGCAGUGCCUGGAGUGGGACUCCGCCCUGAGGAUGACCCCUAGCCAGGCUCUCAGGCACCCCUGGCUCAGACGGCGGCUGCCCAAACCCCCCACAGCCGGGGAGAAACCCCCGGUGAAGAGGGGCACGGAAUGCCCAACCUCCAUCUCCAAGUUACCUCCCACCUCAGGGUCUGCCUCCAAGAUCAGGACUAAUCUGGCCCAGAUGACAGACGCCAACGGGAAUAUCCAGCAGAGGACAGUGUUGCCCAAGCUGGUUAGCUGAGCGCGUUAGCCAGAGGUCCGGCUGGCUCGCUAGCUACCUGCCUGUUUUGCUGUGUCUGGUUACGCGGAGGGUCCUACGGGAAGGGGCGCACAGACUCCAGGGUCAGGGGUUGGAGGUCGUCAUACACAUAUCCACUGCAGCGGGCCUCGACUCAGUAAAACACAAAAAUACACGGAAAUGGCGGCGCAAAGGGAACAGCGCUUUUAGGUUUUUAAUCUCAGGGGUGUGUGUGCAGUGUUCUAGCCUAACCUAGCUUAGCCUAGCCUAGCUUAGCAUCUUUACAAACCUGGCCUUAGCACGCUAGUUUAGCCUGGCGUAACUUAGCAUCCGUACAAACCUGGCCUUAGCACGCUAGCCUAGCCUAUCGUACAUAGGACCUGGCCUUUUUUUAUUAGCCUUAUACAGCACAACGCCCUAGCAGCACGCUAAAGAGCAUAGCUCUGUGCUAUUAGCUCAGCGAGCUAACCGGUGGCAGGCCACGAGUGAAGCCACGUCGACAGGAUCUGUCCCUCAUUGUCUUGCAUACGAUGAGAGAGCAGAUCGAGGCGGAGGGAAGAUUCGAAGGGUCUAAACGAAAAUCGCAAGUUUUUAUGACUGUUAAGAGUUCAAGUUGGCGGAGGGAAACGUGAUAACCAAUGUUUACAUGACAGACAGCGGUAGGUGCCUAUACUGCUCUUGACAUUCCUUAAAAUAACAAUAUUAGGAAAGAGUGGGGGAGGAAGGAGGGAGGGUGGGGGAGGAGGAGGGGGAGGAAGGAAGGAGAGAGAGUGGGGGAGGAAGGAGAGAGAGAGAGAGAGAGAGCAGGUUUGGCUGUCUGGCCUGCUUCCUACUGGACAGAGCUAGCAUGCUAUGUUGUUCUAGAACUUUCUACGUCUGCGGUGGACUUGAUAUGUUGAUAUUUUGUUCUAACUGUUAUUCUGGUGCUAAAACCCUUUCUUAAAAAUAGGCAGGCAGGCAGAUUGUUUGCCAGGGGGAACUGAAAGCAUGGGGCCCGUGUUUCAAGUGGGAAGGUCAUGUUGGACACGUUGGUGCUUGAGUUGAGGUCGGUUUAUUCCUUCAUGAGGAUGAUGUAGGUAGAAACACAUAAUCUGGGUCUGG